This is a messenger RNA of Mangifera indica (mango), 757 nucleotides long. RefSeq names its product protein SPIRAL1-like 3. Lineage: Eukaryota; Viridiplantae; Streptophyta; Magnoliopsida; Sapindales; Anacardiaceae. The record is from RefSeq and is a predicted model, not a curated record. The transcript is spliced from 3 exons. Gene Ontology annotation, cellular component: cortical microtubule, transverse to long axis. Bases 155 to 493 code for a protein of 112 amino acids. Gene Ontology annotation, biological process: cortical microtubule organization.
GGAGAACCAAUCAAUGAAAAGCAUCGGGUCCCAUGCAAUUUUAAAUUGAAUAAAUAAAACACCUUUUUUGUCUUCCUUCCUUCAGAUCUAAUCCAAACGCUCCGUCGGCAAAGCAUCAACAGGAAUAUAGGUUUUCUCAUAUAAAAUAGGGAUUAUGGGUCGUGGAGUCAGCAGUGGUGGGGGGCAGAGUUCUUUGGGGUACCUUUUUGGCAGUGGAGAGGCUCCAAAACCUACUGCAAACACUAGUGAAGCCCCUAAGGUCCCGGCAGAGGUUGCAAAGCCUACAGCUGCUGCACCAUCAGCCUCUCCGGCAUCAGGAGAUGCUAGUAAGCAGAUUCCAGCUGGGGUUCCUUGUAACAACACUAACAACUACUUCCGUGCUGAAGGCCAGAACUGUGGCAACUUCCUCACCGACCGGCCUACCACUAAGGUGCAUGCAGCCCCAGGUGGUGGAUCUUCCUUGAAUUACCUUUUCGGUGGUGACGGUAAAUGAAAGGCCUCAGAUUUUUCAGGUUGGAUUUCGAAUCUAUGGUAAUCGAUAUUUUAGGGGGGCUUCGAAAUUGAGGCAAACAAUAUCUAAUUAUGUUAGAUAGUGGAGAUGAUUCUAUUUUAUUUGUGUUAUGUAAUAUAUGUGGUACUCUUGUCUUGGAAGGGGAAUGUUGGGUUCCGCUCAAAUGCUUAAAUUUCGGAACUUUAACCGUGUAAUGUACUAUUGUGACAUCUUCUGUAUUCAAUUCAGCAGUUGCUUUCGUUUUCA